UGGCCAUGGCAACUAGCACAUAGUCGCGAGCGUAGCUAGCCACAAUUUGGUGAAGCGCGCUAGGGAUUUUCUUUCUUUUGUGCUCGAGCGCUAGAGGAGUGGGAAAUAUUUUCCCUUUGGCUAGGUUUUCUCGCGGGGACGAUCCGGCGCGCCUUGGUGGAUUUCAUGAGAAGCGCGCGCGAUCUCGGCAGCGUCGAUGAUGUCCAGCGCCUGGGGAUAUACGGAUUUGAGCAGCGGAGGAGUGCCUUGGCCACAGACCGGAAUCGCGGGCAAUCGUUGCGAUUGCGACAGCUUUGAUUCUCUCGAGCGUGAGAGGAAGAUUGGCGGCUGGGAUGAUGUCCCAUACGGCACAGGAGGGGGGUCUUUCCCUGCAGCAAAGGAGGUGGUGGUGGAUCAGGAAUGUCCGUCGUGGCCUCUCCGGCUUUGCUCGACUACAACGCAAGGCUUCCAAGGUGGGAUUGAGACGAGCAGGGAGUUCGAAGCACUCGUGUCAGUGCCGGAAUCGUUGACAGCUCGAUCGAGCUCCUCGAGCAGCAAUGUUGCGAGCACGAGCGCUGCUCGCUUCGACUCGUUUCUAGACGAGAAUGGCGAUGCCAGUGUGGCCUCAAGCUCUUGCCACUUUCCUUUGUCCGAGGAGUGCCUUGGACAAGCUCCCUCGUACAAAGAAGUGGCCGAUGGCUGGGACGCUAUCGGCUCCCUAGCCGACAUGGACGAUUUCCUGGGACACAAUCCACCAUUUGGGCAAGCCAACUCUUUGGAAGUCCAGAGCCAGAUGAUGCCGCCAGUGCCGAGAAUCUCUCCCGAAAGUUGCAAAAAGAAGUUGACCUUCGAGCAGCCUAUUCUUAUCCAGCAUGAGGCAACGUCUGCAAAAAGGUUGAAAACGCUAUCGCCAUGGAUCUCUGGAAAGCCUUCACAAAGACAUACGUUUCACCAGGAGUUUAACUCUCUGGCCUUGCCCGUCGUGGAGCCGCAGGGAACGGCGACCGCUAGCAGCAUCGAGCACCUGCUUCUGCUCCAAAGGGCCAUGAACUACAAUGGCGCCAUCCAAGCUUCCAACUCGGUGCUCGGUGGGGCAUAUAACUACGCGGCACCGCCUGCUUUUGGAGACGGCUCUCUGGAGGCCUCCGUACUCUACCAACUUGGGUGCACAAUGUCCAAGCUAGACGUCAGCACAAGGCUUUGCAUCCGAAACGCUCUCUACCGUCUCGCCACGAGUGCCUGCCACAGAAGCGGAGACGAGGGCGCGAGCUCCAUCGAAUCUUCUGCCAAGAGGCCCGGUGGCAUUCCCUGCUUGGAGACAUGCACGAAUCCAAUCGACCGCACGGUGGCAAGCCUGCUGUUUUACAAGCCGGAAGCAGACACUACUCAAGACGGGUCCGUGUCUCCACAGUCGACGGUGGUCUCAUCAGAAGGCUCCUGGAUCCAGCAGCCAGUGGCAAUGGCAGGCGUCACACCGCAAGCCACACUUCCGCGCUGCGCUGGCUACUUCGCGCGAGGGGUUUAAGGACACUCCGCGCGAGGGGUUUAAG
Molecule: messenger RNA, 1529 nt
Organism: Selaginella moellendorffii
Lineage: Eukaryota; Viridiplantae; Streptophyta; Lycopodiopsida; Selaginellales; Selaginellaceae
Exons: 6
Coding region: 197-1504 (435 amino acids)
Biological process (GO): regulation of DNA-templated transcription; circadian rhythm
Source: RefSeq, a predicted model, not a curated record